Molecule: messenger RNA, 1821 nt
Organism: Lathyrus oleraceus (garden pea)
Lineage: Eukaryota; Viridiplantae; Streptophyta; Magnoliopsida; Fabales; Fabaceae
Product: cytokinin dehydrogenase 2
Exons: 5
Coding region: 23-1600 (525 amino acids)
Biological process (GO): cytokinin metabolic process
Molecular function (GO): FAD binding; cytokinin dehydrogenase activity
Source: RefSeq, a predicted model, not a curated record
CCCUAUUAUCUUUCUCUCAAAAAUGUCAUUAAAAGCUAUGAUUUCAACUCUAAUGUCUUUGCUAUGGUUAUCCAUUAUAGUAUUCAUCAUCGUACAUGCAAAACCAAUAAAAUCUCAAGAAAUCACAAUCCCUAGAAAACUAGCUUCAAAGAUUUCUCGUAACGCGCAAGUUCUUUCACAAGCCUCAACCGAUUAUGGCCAUAUCAUUCACCAAAAACCAUUUGGUGUUUUGGAACCAACUUCAGUUAGUGAUAUUGCUAACUUGAUAAAACAUUCAAACUCUCUUCCUCAACCAUUCACCAUUUCUGCUAGAGGACAAGGCCAUUCGGUUCUAGGGCAAGCCAUGACAGAUAAUGGGAUUGUUGUGAAUAUGACUCAACUCAAUGGGGUUAAAAAAGGGUCUAGAAUUGUUGUGUCUAAUUGUGAUGGGAAGAGUACUUUGGAUUGUUAUGUUGAUGUGGGUGGUGAACAAAUGUGGAUUGAUGUUUUGAAUGAAACACUUAAACAUGGAGUUACACCUCUCUCUUUGACUGAUUACUUGUAUUUGAGUGUUGGUGGUACUCUCUCUAAUGCUGGAAUUAGUGGCCAAACUUUUAGAUUUGGACCUCAAGUCUCUAAUGUUCUUGAAUUGGAUGUUAUUACAGGAUUAGGCGAGGUUGUAACUUGUUCAUCGAGUAAGAAUUCAAAGCUAUUUUAUGCCGUUCUCGGAGGAUUAGGUCAAUUUGGAGUGAUAACUAGGGCAAGAAUACCUCUUGGAUCUGCACCAAGAAGAGUGAAGUGGCUACGUCUAAUUUACAACGACUUCUCUGCAUUUUCAAAGGACCAAGAACAUUUAAUCUCAUUCAAUAAAAAAGAUGACAUCAAUGGAGCAAAUUAUGUUGAAGGAUUGCUUCUAUUGAACAAGCAACACUUAGAUCUUUCCUUUUAUCCACCUUCUGAUCAUCCAAGAAUCACAUCUCUAGUAGCUCAAAAUGGCAUCACCUAUGUCCUAGAACUUGUCAAAUAUUAUGACACAAAUUCUCAACAACUUAUCGAAGAGGUAGUUGACGAUUUGAUCGGAGAAUUAAAGUUUGUGCCUACAUUUAUGUUUCAAAAAGAUGUGACAUAUGAAGAAUUUCUAGACAGAGUUCAUACCGAUGAACUAUUUCUUAGACCAAAAGGACUUUGGGAUAUUCCUCAUCCUUGGUUAAACAUGUUCAUACCAAAAUCUAGAAUCUCAGAUUUUAAUGAAGGUGUAUUCAAGAACAUUAUUCUUAAACAAAGCAUCAGUGCUGGAGUUUCUAUAGUCUACCCCAUGAACCGAAACACGUGGGAAGAUAGAAUGUCAACAGUUAUACCAGAUGAAGAUGUGUUCUACCUUGUAGCUUUUUUGCAUGCUGCAAAAGGGUUGGAGGAGGUGAAAAAGUUCCAAGCCCAAAACCAUGAGAUAUUGAAGUUUUGUAAUGAUGCUGGUAUUAAGAUUAAGGAAUAUCUUGCUGGAAACAAAACACAUCAAGAAUGGAUUCAACACUUUGGGUCAAAAUGGAAACUAUUUGAAGAUAAGAAAACUAAAUUUGAUCCCAAAAGAAUAUUGUCUCCUGGACAAGGAAUUUUUCAAUAGAUGAUGUUAGUUGGAUACAGAAGUUUUAUAUAGGAACCAUGUUUUUAAAUUGCGGUUGCGGUUGCGGUUGCAGGUGAUGCGAUUGCGGUCAUUACGCUUGUUGCGAUGCGCAUUGCGGGUGCUGAGAUCUGAAUUUUUAUAGGUAGGUGUUUGGAAUACAAUAUUGAAAAACACUUAUGUUAAGUUUUUUAAUUAGUAAAUUGAGUUUUAGGAUUCUAAUA